Chiloscyllium plagiosum (whitespotted bambooshark) is the source of this 6716-nucleotide messenger RNA. RefSeq names its product FYVE, RhoGEF and PH domain containing 6 (gene fgd6). Gene Ontology annotation, molecular function: metal ion binding; guanyl-nucleotide exchange factor activity. Lineage: Eukaryota; Metazoa; Chordata; Chondrichthyes; Orectolobiformes; Hemiscylliidae. Gene Ontology annotation, cellular component: cytoplasm. The record is from RefSeq and is a predicted model, not a curated record.
UGCGCGCCCCCCGUAUGGUUGUUAGUUGAGCUGCAGGGGGCGUCUCGGUCAACGAGCAGACGGACAGUGAAUUUCAGAGUGAGGGCGAGGGGAACAAAAAAAAAACAACACCUUUCUGCGUGAUGUGUAAAUAUUAUUAGUUUGUGGUGCAGCUGGCACCGGUCGGUGUGGUCGGGCUGAUGUUGUAGCCGGAUGAAGUACGCUCCGAUGGCCGGGGAGCGGUAGGAGCGCACGGUUGUUCCCAGUAUGAGCGCAGGAAUUAAGAAGCCACCAGUGGCCCCUAAACCCCGAAUUACUUUGGGAAAGAAGCCACCUCCUCCUCCAGUUGCGCCAAAGCCAGACAUCCUCAUAUCAGAACCAUUCUCAACACAUAAGGGACCAAAGCCAGCAUUAGCACCAAAACCAAUAUUGCCAAAAGUUACACCUGUGGCUGAAGUCAAACCAACACCACUGCAAAUUAAUAAAUGUUCAGAGAAAACUAAGCGAGAAUGGAGUGAAAAUGUCAAGUGUUCAACUUGUCAAGGUGAUGGAAUGCAAAAGGGAGACUGUGAAUUGAUCCAACAUUGUGUCAUAGCAAAUUACUCAUGUAAAACUGAAUAUGAGCAUAAAUAUAUAAAUGGUGAAAAUACAGAUAAAACACAACUUGUCAUUGACCACUUGUCCAAAUUGGAACCUUUAGAAAAGAGCAAAAAAUACAACCAAGCAAAUUAUUCCUCUAGAGUAUGGCACAGACCAGAGACUCAGAACGGCAAAAAAGUUAACAAGUAUCAGAUAAUGAGUAAAACUAGUUUCCCAGAGCAGAAAUUUAAAGAUGUGCUAACUCAGGUUGUAUCACCAAACAAUUAUCUUCCAAAACAAAAAGAUGCACUUGGUGAUGCAGAUAUCAAAUUGCACAGUAGUAGCAAUGGGCAAACUGAAGUGUUCAAUACUGACCAAACUUUCCAAAAUAUAAGAAGUUCCAAAAGAAAUACAGGGGAGCCAUUUGUUAUUGGGAAUAAAGAUUAUGAAGUUAAAAAUGUUGCUGAACCAUCAGAAAACGAAAUGAAAAAUGGAAAAAAUUGUCACUCCUCUGGUACUGAUCUCAAAGAAAGUGUGCAUGACAACCAGUCAAAGGUUCUAUUUAUGGUUGCAGAAAAGGAGAAGUUGACUUUUCAGGAUAAUUCUUCAAUUAACACUUCAACAUUCGCUUCAGUGCCUUGCGUCAAACCAAUUCCUAUGCCAAAGCCAAAAAAAGUACGUCUUGUUGGUCUCAUCAGGCAGAACUGUAUAGACAACUGUAUGGAAGAUGCAGUGUGUCCUAAUGAGAUGGGCAACAAUCUUUGCUUCAAGACUCCAGAUGGAACUGCUGUAGACUUGAAGAAAUCAGUUAUUUCCUUGGAUGCUGGAAGUGUUUUUAUGAGUAAAAAUGAAAGUUCAUAUCAGACUGUCAAGAUGAACAGUGCAUCAUUACAGGAUAACAUUGCUGAACUUAGUCACUCAAAAGAUUCUUGUAAUCAAAGUGUUUUACACCCCAAAAAGCCUGUUCUGGACUGCGUCACUAAAGUUAAAAUCUCUUCAGACUUGCAAAAUAAAAGUAAAAUAGAACAAAUAAAGAAAGAUUUGGAAAGUGGCAACAGAACAUUGCCAGCAGACAGCAAAAGCAGUUUUAUUAGAAGUAGCUCGCUCUCUAUGAGUUUGCCCAAAUACCUCAGUUUGUCAUAUGCUCCAAAAGUGCCUGUAUCAAGUAAUGAUAGUGGUUCAGAUUUUGAUAGAGUGCUGAGCAAUGAAGCAAUGUCCACAAAGUCAGACAUCUCUCCAAAGAUUAUGCCAGAAAAACCACAGCGUCACAGCCUGCCUUCAUCUGUUAUAGUUAAAAAGGAUCUGUCAGUAAGCAAUGAGAAAAGUGCAAGUGGUUCAAUAGAAAAUGAUUCAGAAGAGGGAAUUGGCAGUUUAUCCACCACAGAAACUAAAACAUCUAGUAGUGAACACAAAGCAGUUCAUCUGAGUGAGAAACCUGUAUGGAAAUUGCCACAUCCUAUUUUGCCUUUUCUGGGGAGUCCUGGCACUGUAACACUAACAAGUACUUCACCAAAUAAUGAAGUCGCUAUAUCAAAGCCAAGAGCUAAGUCUUUGUCAUCUGCUGAUUCUGAAAAGCUGGAAAAGUCACUAAAAGCGCCUUCAAAGAAAAAUUCAUUUAAACGAAUUCUUGGUAUAAAACUCUCUGCUAAAAUGAAAACUGACUUUCCAAAAUUUUUGACAAAAGGCAGCUAUUCACUAGACAGCACACCAGAUGGAUUUCUUUCUAUGGAAAAUAAGGACAAUAAUCUCUGCCUUUCAGGGUCCAUGACAGGUGAUCGAGAGAUUAAGCCUAUGAAAGCACACUCUGUGGAUUCCUGCUAUCCCACAAAGAAAGGGCAAAUACUUAAAAACCCCUCUGUUUUUCCAACUAAUGCUCCUGCUCAACAGGAAUCUCAUGUUCAACGCCACAAAGAAUGGGCACAGAAUUUUAAAGUGCAUUUGACUGAGCAACAGUCUCUCACUCCUGAAUAUGAAAACAUCAGUGGCAAUUUUGACUGGAAAAGUUCUUCCAGUGUUGAAGACUGUGACAGUAGUUUUUAUGAAAUACAACCCUAUGCAGUAUCAACCUGCUAUCAAAAAUAUGCUGCAACUCAGAAGAGCCAGUGUAUCAGCCCGAUACAGGAUCAGGAUAACCGUUCUUUAGAAAUGGACAUCAACUCAGAUGAAGAAGAAAUCAUUUUUAGCUCCGAUGAAGAAGAUACCAGUUCAGAUACAAGUAAAGGAGAACUGGAUCAGCAAGAGAAGAAGCAGAAUGGCGAAGGAAAGAAAACCAAAGUGUAUCAUAUUGCCAGAGAAAUCAUGAGCUCUGAGAAAGUAUUUGUGGAUGUUUUGAAGCUUUUGCACAUUGAUUUCAGGGAUUCAGUAAUCCAAUCUUCAAGACAGUAUGGAAAGCAAGUGAUUGAAGAUAAGAUCUUGAACCAGAUCCUGUACUACCUGCCACAGCUGUAUGAACUAAAUCGGGGUCUGCUACGAGAAUUGGAAGAAAGAAUGGCACACUGGGAAGAGCAUCAGAGAAUAGCUGAUAUCUUUGUGGAGAAGGGACCAUACCUCAAGAUGUACUCAACCUAUAUCAAGGAGUUUGACAAGAAUGUUUGUUUGUUGGAUGAACAGUGCAAGAAGAACCCUACUUUUGCUGCUGUGGUUAGAGAAUUUGAGAUGAGCACUCGCUGUGCAAAUCUGGCACUCAAGCAUUACCUGUUAAAACCUGUCCAGAGGAUUCCACAAUACAAGCUGCUUCUAACAGAUUAUAUGAAGAACCUGUCAAAAGACUGUGCUGACUACAAAGAUACUCAAGCUGCUCUUGCCAUUGUUGUAGAAGUAGCAAACCAUGCUAAUGACAUAAUGAAACAAGGGGAUAACUUCCAGAAGCUGAUGCAGAUUCAAUAUAGCCUAAAUGGCCAACAAGAGAUUGUACAGCCUGGAAGGGUUUUUUUGAAGGAAGGCACUUUGAUGAAGCUGUCUAGAAAGGUUAUGCAGCCCCGAAUGUUUUUUUUGCUAAAUGAUGUGUUAUUGUACACUACACCAGUACAAUCUGGAAUGUUCAAGCUGAACAAUAUGCUUUCUCUAGCAGGUAUGAAGGUCAGUAAGCCGUCUCAAGAAGCCUAUCAAAAUGAACUGAACAUAGAGAGUGUUGAACGAUCUUUCAUUCUUUCAGCAAGUUCAGCAGCAGAAAGAGAUGAAUGGUUAGAAGCCAUUUCCAAAGCCAUUGAGGACUACACAAAAAAAAGGAUAACAUUCACUGGAAGUAAAAGCCUUGAGGAAGAACCAGACAAACCAGAACUAAAUACACCCCUGGGCACGAAGGCACCCAUAUGGAUCCCUGAUCCUCGGGCUACCAUGUGCAUGAUUUGUACAUGUGACUUUACACUUACUUGGAGGCGACAUCAUUGUAGAGCAUGUGGAAAGAUUGUUUGUCAAGCCUGCUCAGUAAACAAAUUUAAUUUGGAUUACCUUAAAAAGCGACCUGCAAGAGUUUGUGAUCUCUGCUUCUCAGAAUUGCAAAAGAGAGAAGUACAGUCACCUGAUCCAAAGAUGCUGUCUCCAACUCACAAAUCGUCAAGUGCCCUUACCUCAGUUUUUCACAGCAUUCAGCAUUCUUCAGGACGGAAGCACAAGAAAAUUCCAGCAGCACUGAAAGAAGUAUCUGCUAAUACAGGAGCAUCAUCGAUGAGUGGCUACCUUUAUAGGUCAAAAGGUAUUAAGAAACCAUGGAAACGACUCUGGUUUGUCAUUCAGGAUAAGGUGUUAUAUACUUAUGCUGCCAGUGAGGAUGUGGCUGCAUUAGAGAGUCAACCAUUGCUGGGCUUCACAGUUUCUGAAGUCCAGGAUGAUCUCUCAGAACCCAAAGUGAUUUUCCAGAUGCUUCAUAAGAGUACACUGUUUUAUGUAUUUAAAGCAGAUGAUCAUCAUACAGCCCAAAGGUGGGUAGAAGUUUUUCAAGAAGCUACUGUGUUAUAAUCCUCCUAAAACAGACACAACAGUAGGGAAGGACUUAAAGAAGCAAAUCCCUGAAAAAUAUACUACACUGAGAUGCUAAAGUAUGGGGUUGAUGUUUCAAAAAGAUUGAAUAAAAAUAUUCACCUACACACCUUAAUCUCCUGUGACUAACAGUUUACCUUGAAUAUCAGAUUGAACUGCAAAGAUUCUGCACUAGCCACAAAAGCUGUCUGCGUGUGCUCUCAGAUGUUGUCUGAAAAAGGCCCCGAAGAAGAAAAGUUGAUCAAAGUCAUUGACUAAUUUAAUUGCUUUGUGAUGACAGUGAAAGCAAGAAUUAAUCAAGGUCUAUUCUUUCAGUCUGGCUAUUUUCUCAAACAAAACAUUUCCAAGGUGAUGAAUUUCUGUGCUACAUUUCUCAAGUGCGAUUGUAUGGUUUCAUUGCAAAACUGUGAAAAUCACAUUAUUAUUAUUGAUGUAAAGGCCUACCUUGAUCUCUCCAGUUUAAUCACAGGUUAUUGAACUGAUUUUUUAUCUCUUGAAGAUCUCCACAUUCAGAAGUGAUUUGUGAAUACCUCUAAUUUCCAGUGAGGUAAAUUCAGUACCUGGUUUGACACUCUGCUUUGUAGACCACAAAGGUCAAGUUUGUGCAGAUAUAGUUGAUUUUAUCUGGAGUCAGAAAUUGCCUGAAUAUCUAUGCUAUAGAGAAAGAAAGAAAUAGAUAUGAUUCUACUCAUCACUGCCCGGUAACUGGAAUAGAGAGUACCUAUUUGGACACCAAAUAAAGACAUGGUAAUGAUUGUGAAGCCAGGCAGUUGGAUAGAGACUAAAUUCCUGAAACAACCGAAUGAUUCUCUGAAGGACUGCUAGGGCCCGUCUGAGCAGCUACGUCAAGUAAGAGCUGCUGCUUCGGAAAAGGGAAGAGAAGAAAAUUGGACAAACAGUUACUAUUUGGUUCAUGACUUCUGAACUUUGAGAUACAAAGUAAUUUGGUAGCCUGACACUACUGUAUAUAUAAACAAAUUCAGCUGGGAUAUUUUUGGAAGUAAGUAGUCUUUGAUGAUUCCAAUAUUCUUGCCUGGUUUUCACUGCAUUAAUAUCAAUACUAGAUAGUUUUCAUGUUUUUCCAGGUUUAUCAGAAUGUGCAUUUAUAUUUUUCAAAAUGUUAUGGUGGGAACAGGGCUGUUAAGUACUGCCCAUUUUUCCAGUAUAUUUUAACUUUAUUGUUUUUAUUUAAUGAUUAGCUUUUGUAAAAAAAAAAUUGAAGACAAGAUAGUUCAGCAAGAAUUUAUACAUGCAGGCAUGAGCUAGAUUUAUGUAUUUAUUUAACUAUUGUAAUAAGCAUCUAUGGUUCUUCAUGGAGCACAACAGACAUCACGUAGAAUUCAAAGUGCAAAUUAAUGUAAAAAUAUGCCUGUUCUUCCAGUACAAACUUUUUAUAAGUGUGUAGAAAGUUGAAUGUAAAUUAGCAUUUGGGAUAAAUAUGGCCUGGUGAAUCUAAAUUUUUCACACCAUGUAGGGUUUCUCUCAAUUGAUGAGGGAAACAUUUUCCUAUUUUAAAAAAACUCUGCAAAAUGCUGAAGCUGUAUAUUCAUUGGUAACCAGACAUAUCUUUCAAAAGGCCAGAUAUAAAAUUGCUUACUUCCAAUUUCACCAGCAAGGCUGCAAUUUGCCUGAAUCACUUUGGAUUUUCAUUCUGAAAGAUUCAGAAUUCUACUUGAGACUUGAGUCAGUAUGAAGGCUGCUGCUUUGAUGGAGAUGCCUGCUUUUUGUUGAGACAUUAAAUUGAAGCUCCUGACUGUUUAGGUGGAUUAAAAGUAAAUUUUGUAGCAUUGCUUUGAAGAAGAUCUGGCAAAUGCUGGUCCAUCAGACACCAACACUAAAUGAUAAAUUAUUUGGCCAUUCAUCUCUCUAAGGGUCAGUGAAACUAUUUGUGUGAAUUGUAUUUGUGUAUAUUAAGAUCUUUAUCUGUUACUGAGGGUAUGAUUAAGCACAAUUUAAAGUCAAACUCUUUAAAAGCAAUUUCUGGAUAUUGACCUUGACUAGAAGUGCAUUGAUUGAUUGUUUUGUGUGAAGAAUCUGCUGAUACCAGUUAUAAAUUUGCCUUUUACUAGUUUGCAUCAAUGUCCACUACAGUUUAAAUCUACCUUUUCUACAAGUUUGUUUUUGAUUUGUCUCUGUGAAGUGCCUUAGGACAUUUUUCUACAUUAAAGGUGCUAUAUAAA